Messenger RNA from Colletotrichum phormii, 937 nucleotides. RefSeq lists its product as uncharacterized. Bases 217 to 717 code for a protein of 166 amino acids. NCBI's taxonomy places the organism in Eukaryota, Fungi, Ascomycota, Sordariomycetes, Glomerellales, Glomerellaceae. The transcript is spliced from 2 exons. The record is from RefSeq and is a predicted model, not a curated record.
AGGCCAACGUACUUUGCCAUCAGAACUGUCCCAACACCCAAACUGGAUUUCUGAUCUGUUGGUUCAAGAAGCAGUGGAUCCCAAGACGUGAACUCUGAAAACCAAUUCUGUUAAGGUGUCAGGAUAUCCGCAUUGACACGCAUCUUACCAUUCUACACGGCGAAAGUCUCGAUUCCUCUCUCAGCUAUUGAUCCUACAAACUUCCAGCUUGAAAAUAUGAGCUCUGACCUCCCUCCUCCUCCCUCAUACGACGACGCCGUCUCCGCCGUCGCCCGCCAGCCGCCCUUUCCGCGUCCAGACUCCGUUGCGGUCCAUCACAUCAUCGUCGGAACCGGCGCCACCUCUCUCUCCCUCCCGUUUCCCGACCCUGCUGAGGUUUGGAAGAGUCGCGACAUCUCCGUCCAGGACUGGGCCGCCUUCGCCUCCAACAUUACCGCGGCACUCGACGCCAACACCGUGGACGACAAAAAGCAGGCGACAAACAUGGAGGAAUACAAGGAAAAGCGCUUGAUGGAAAUUGUCGAGGGUUGGAAUCGUGGUUUCUUUGAGCAGCGCGGCCUCAGAGUUGUCCUCAACGGACAAGAUGAUGCUGCUCCCACUGCAGACUCCUCUGCUGACGGCUCACGGUUCAGUUUUGGCCCUAAGAAGUUUGGGGUUCAGAUUGGAGGGGGUAUUUUUGGCGUGGAUCUAUCUAAGAAGCCUGUUUCGGAGAAGUAGACGGCAAUUUUCGCCAUCAAGUUCGAAGUAAACCGACUUGAUGUGCAGAGAAAAAGGAAAAUUGUCGCUUGAAAUUUUGAACACAAUGGAGCGCAACACUGUUGGAAUUGGUAUCAAAUGUGUUUCGCAGCAUUCAUGUUCUCUUCUGCCAUUCUACUAUCGACAAAUUUCUGUCACGGACAAUGAAUUGAAGUUUUCUUAUGCUUCGCCGGCCGUCUCC